Molecule: messenger RNA, 4778 nt
Organism: Mugil cephalus (flathead mullet)
Lineage: Eukaryota; Metazoa; Chordata; Actinopteri; Mugiliformes; Mugilidae
Product: ras and Rab interactor 2-like
Exons: 6
Coding region: 1-2772 (923 amino acids)
Biological process (GO): vesicle-mediated transport; signal transduction
Cellular component (GO): endocytic vesicle; cytosol
Molecular function (GO): small GTPase binding; guanyl-nucleotide exchange factor activity
Source: RefSeq, a predicted model, not a curated record
AUGGGCACACGUGACGUGAAAGUUGAUGCAGGGUUUGUUUUUGUUCCUGGUGCUGUGGGGGAAGGAGGCAGCCUCGACGUCAAGCUGGACGCUCUGGAAAAGAAAAAACCCGGAAGCUUCUGGGACGCCCCGUUGUGCCGCGCAAGGAAAGGAUCGUUGACUGGGACGGCAGCAGCUCCCGACAGACCACCACCACCGACCCAAAGACCAGUCUCGGGGCACCCCAAGCUUCGAACUCGCACCCCGUCUGAGCUGGAGUGUUGCACGGCCAACGGAGCCCUGUGCUUCAUCAACCCCCUUUUCAUAAAGGUUCACCAAACAGACGGUGAUGACCAGAGCACCGUUCCCGACGCCACUGGCAACGCAAAGCAGGACUUGAAGGAAGAAUCAAGCAACGUAGUGACUACAAACGAGGGAGCUCUGCAGAUUUGCGGUUCAGAUCUUGGGGAGGGAAAUCAGCUGGAUCAAAGAAACCCUCAGAUACUUGGUGAAAAUACAGAGCAAGCGCAAGACGGAGUCGGCCAAACCGGCGGUUGUCACAAGGUAAGCGGCGCUUACGGCGUGUCCCGGUCCCCGCCCCCUCGUCCGCCGCCGCCUCGCUUUUCGCCGCAACGCUCGGGCGCUCCCGUCCGACAGCGCAGCAUGCCAGAAAAGAUCGCCUGGAUCAACAUCCCCAAGGAGAAGGUCGAGGAGAAGGAGAGGAGCAGCAGUCUCCUCUCUCGCCUCGGCUCCUCACUGAGCAUCAGCCCCUCAUCCUCCCCUCCCAACAGACUGAGCAUCAGCUCACCAAUAUCCAUCCCCCGCCGAUCCCUUCCCCUGUCUCUGUCGUCUCUGUCCUCGUCCCCACGUCGAGCCAAGGCUUCGCCGUCGUCCAGUCAGGAGGAUGCCAAGUGCCAUUUGGCGCUGGAGGAGCACACCAUUGAGAAAGCCCUCCUCAGGGCCAAACUGUCCAAGCAGGAUUCUACCAAAACCACCACCCAGGACUCGUGCAGCCCCGCUGACACUUCCCUGACGUCAACGAGCAAGCAUGAAGAGGAGAAGGCGAGCGAGGAAUGCAGCGGGGGCGGUCAACGGCUGAGCGACAUGAGCCUGUCCACCGAUUCCUCGGACUCACUGGAUUUCUCUCAGUCCUCCGCCUUCUUCCUUCCUUCCAUGCACGACCCCAGCCCUCCCACCGUGGCCGACUUUGACGCCCACCUCCCCCUCUCCCUCCCGCCGUCCCACCUGCCUUACUGCGGCAUGGAGGAAGACGACGACGAUGAGGACGACGAAGACGAAGAGGAGCCCGACUACGGCGUGAGCCUCGAGAGCGACCAGGACCAGGACCAGGACUUGACCAUGGUGCCGCCGGGGCACCGCACGAAGCGCCGCCCCAGCGCCAGCGCCCUGGUCCUCCAGAAAGCCCUGCGGGGACACCUGAGGAAGAUGAGCGGCGUUUUCAACUCGUUGCUGACUCCCGAGAAGAGGGCGAUCCGAAAGGUGGUGGAGCUGUCCAGGGACAAGAACUCGUACUUUGGCUCCCUGGUGCAGGACUAUCUGAGCUACAUGGGAGAGGGCGCUGGCGCCCAAGCGUGGCAGAGUUACGCCUCCGGGCCGGAACUGUUGCAGACCCUGCGGCAGUUCAUCACGCAGAUGAAGAGCUACCUACGACAGAGCUCCGAGAUGGAGCCGCCAAUCGAGAGCCUCAUCCCUGAAGACCAGAUUGACCGGGUCCUGGAGAAGGCCAUGCACAAGUGCGUCCUGAAACCCCUGAAGCCCGUGGUGAGCGCGGCCCUGCAGGAGUUCCAGGUGCGCAGCGGGGCGUGGCAGGAGCUGAGGGAGAACCUGUCGCUGGCCAAGGCCCGGCAGCCGCAGGAAAUGGGCGUGGCCGACGCGUUGCCGCCCGACCCCGUGGCCGUGGAGAAGAUCAAGCACAAGUUCCUCACCAUGUGUAAACUGUACUCGCCAGAGAAGAAGGUCAGCAUGCUGCUGAGAGUCUGCAAACUCAUCUACACCAUCAUGGAGGACAACUCAGGUCGCCUGUACGGUGCUGAUGACUUCCUGCCCAUGCUGACCUAUGUGCUGGCCCAGUGUGACAUGCCUCAGCUGGACAACGAGAUACUUUACAUGAUGGAGCUGUUGGAUCCCUCACUGCUCAACGGAGAAGGUGGUUACUACCUGACCAGUGCCUACGGAGCCAUGUCUCUGAUCAGGAACUUCCAGGAGGAGCAGGCGGCCAAAGUGCUGAGCUCCGAAACCAGAGAUACACUCCGCCAGUGGCACCGUCGACGCACCACCCAGCGCUCUGCGCCGUCCAUCGAUGACUUCCAGAACUACCUGCGGGUGGCGCUGCAGGAGCUGGACAGCGGCUGCACGGCCAAGACGCUGCAGGUUCGGCCUCACGCCACGGUGGAGGAGGUGUGCCGGCUGUGCGCCUACAAGUUCAAAGUGCACGACCCCGAGAACUACGGCCUGUUCCUGCUGAUGGAGGGCAGCAGCCAGCAGCUGGCGCCAGACACCCACCCCCAGAAGAUAAAGGCGGAGCUCCACAGCCGCCAGCAGGCCACGCCCUUCCACUUUGUCUUCCGCCGCGUGGCCAUGAGCGGCACCCUGCCGCCGGCCCUCCUCGACUCCACGUCCAACCUCAACAACCUCACGGUGACCUCCGACCCCCCCGCCAACCAGAACAACCUCAGCGCAGACCUGUUGACGACGUCCCGCCCGCCCAGACUCAGCCUGAGCCUCAGCCUGCCGCCCAGCAGCCUCAGCAGCAGCAGCUCUGUCUCAGUAUGACUGCAGCAGUAGAGCAGGGACCCUGAAAGGGCCCUUUGUCCCCUGACUGCCACAGUAUCGGCCAUUAUCUCUGAUAAUAUACGAGCCAUAAACGGGAACUUCUCGUUGGAAGAAUCCCACUGGGCACAACACUGUUUCGUGCCAGUCUUUACAAAGCCCCGACUUCUCCUUUUGGAUGACACGUCUGUCUCGGUCAACAUCCCCUUUGCUGGAAAGUUUCGUCUGACAAGACACGGGUGAAAGAGGAAAAGAAGAAAGGAGGGAAGGAAACGUCGAGAGAGAUGCAGUCAUCUUUACUUCCUUUGCUUCGUUUAGCAUCAGGGCAGCACUUUAGUAAACACGGCUCUCGCCACACAGAUGAGGUAGAAGGUGAGGAGUGUUCAGAGGACUGCUGCAGGCUCAGUUGUCGUUCUCGCUGCCUUAGAGAAGGAGCAUGGAGGGAAGUCUGGUCUCAGUCAUACACAUGGGACUUCAGUUAUUUUAAAUAUGCAGUAUAUGUAGGUGAUAGAUACGAUUAAGAUUUACUUAUUACAGUUGCUGGUAAACUGUUACUUUAUUUGUGUUUUUAAAUGCAGUUAAUCCUUGAGAUUGUUCGUUUCAAGAGAUGUGGCGACACCUGGUGGUGACUGAUGCACACAGCCUCAUGUAAAAAAAAAAAAAAGAUGUUUCAUGAUGACAAGUGAAAAUCUCUGGUCUGUGGGAGGUCAGUCAUAGAAGACGGAGCCUUAUGCAAAUGUAAAUGUAAAAGAAACUCUAAUACGUUGUAAAAUACAGGGACGUGCAGUGAAUUACUGACUCUAAACAUGAACCAAGAAGCAGUUCAGAGAGCACAUUUUAAAAAAAAAUCUAAACAUUUCAGUUUUGUUGUGGAAGGUUAGGACCUAUGAUAAAAGUGUGCACAAAUAUUAUAUAAAUGGCCAGGAAAUACAGAAAGGCAGCAAUUUUAACUAUUACAUUUAUAUAGUUAUUAAAAGUACCUCGUCUGUCUCCCCUGACUGCACGUCCCCAGUAGGAAAGUAGAUCCCUGUUCAAAUAUUUGCUUUCUUUUCUCUUCAUGAGAAGACGAUAACAUUAAUUCUACCCACACGGUGGUGACGUUCUCCUCCAGUCAGAGACACCAGAGUCGUCCUGUGUGCUAAUCUUAUGGAUUAACGUUGUUCAAUGUAGUAAAGUGUUGUUCUUGCAUGUUGUUCUAGUGUAACGUUAGAAACAGGCAGGUCUGCCGGUGUUGACGUAUUUACUGAUUAUCCUGGUGAUAUGAACUAGACUGUAUCGUACCUGUAUCGUAAUCUUUUCUCCGUGCAGCAGAGAAACUGUGGCCGGCUGCGUAUCUCAGUUUCGACAAAGGACUCUGUGCUAACUGCUAGAAAAAAAUAAAUGUUUGUAUAAGAUGAGAUCGGAUCCUAAGAGGAUGCGGGGACUUCUAAGCUGGUCUGAGUCCCGCGCUGCGUUGACCGUGCACAUCCUUGUAAAACGUAUGUGAUUUUAACACGAGAGAAGAGAACUGAAAUCCGCAAUUACACACAUCUACAUCAGCGUUGAGUACUGUCAGUCAGAAAUACUUGAAUUCUAAAAAAAAAGGUUUCAGUCGUUGCAAAAUCAAAUAAUUAAAAUGCCAUUUGUCUUGUACUGAUUCCUGUUUUUUUGUUUGGGGCAGAAAUGUUUGUGGAUGCGUUGCAGUCAGUAGAGAGGGAAGUGAAAGUGAAGUGGCUGAAGGAAAAGUGAGAGCUGGGGUGGAAGGACGUUGAGUGGCAUUCACGUUGCGUGUGAUAAACCUGUACAGACUCUGCAUGAAUUUCUCUGAGGCCACAUGUGCUGCCGUGAUAUCGUAAUCUAACUUUCUUUGAGUAUUUAUGUAUGUCUCUGUGCAGGGAGUUUUUCACAGAGAGCUUCUCCGUUGUCUUAAAAUAUUCUUUUUACAUUUUACAUCCAGGAGAUAUUUUUCUGCUCAUCAUUAAAACGUGUCAGAAAUAUUCUUUUUGCACUUAAUAAAUGUUGGAAAUCAA